Messenger RNA from Oryza sativa Japonica Group (Japanese rice), 2414 nucleotides. RefSeq lists its product as uncharacterized. The record is from RefSeq and is a predicted model, not a curated record. Lineage: Eukaryota; Viridiplantae; Streptophyta; Magnoliopsida; Poales; Poaceae.
GGUUAGUCAAUCCACUGUCAAUUUCUCUUGGUUCUGAAUUUCAGUUCUCUCUUUUCCUCUGCAUCUCCUGCUCCUUUUUGUUUUGAGACCGAUUUGCCCUGCCUUUUCUGAACAAACGAGUCAGCUUAGGCAACGGAAAAACUGUUUGCCUUACUAGAUCUGGCCAUUUGCUUUGACAAAGAUGUGCUGUCGACGCGGCCCAUAGCCUGAUUUGGGAGGAACAAAUUUUCUUACCCAUGUCCUUCUUUUCCUGAUAAAAGGGCAGCUUGUGUUGUCUUCCGGUGCUUCUUCCAUAAUACAAAAACAGUGUGUUUCUGCAACAGUAGUGUUCUGUUCAUGGGCAACCCAAGAAGGGAUACAUGAAACUUUCUUCUGAUACGAGACAUCCGAAUUUGGGCGUGUCCUGGUCUCCUGGACACGGCAAAAAAAAUCUGCCACACCGUAUCUGAACUCUGAACAGCACACGCUCUCUCAACUGCUAGUCCUGCACAUCUGAACAUGCCUAGAGAAACAACUGCUUGAAUGGAACCAAUCCAAAGUUUAGAUGGGCCCCAAAUCCGGCCUGCCUAUAUGUGCAAGCCCAAAAUUUGGACUACAAUCCUAUAAGAAAUAUACUACACAAAUCUACCAAAAAAAACACCAAUGAGAAACUUCCGUUAAAUUUGUAUGCGAAAACUUUCGUAGAAACUCUGACCUACGGCACAAAAAGUUCAGCCAUUCUUUUUGCACCAAUCACCAUUCCCCUCCAUUUUUCAGAUAAUUCAGCAGUAGGUUUGGUUUCUUUCGUGCAACUCUUGCUUCGGCCUCGUGCCGACCCUUCACCCUCCCCGGAUUCCACCCUCCCUUCCUCUCCUCUUUUGCUGUAGCCUGUAGUAGCUUCGUCCCAAGAAACCAAACCAAACCAAACUGAAGCCGAAACCACCCUCCUUCGUCUCCUCCUCUCUCGAGAAACCAAAUCGAUCGAAUCCGACCGAAACCAUCCAUGGCGAGCGCCCCUACGGCCGCCGCCUGCUUCGGGUUGCUGGUGGCGAUGUGGGCCAUCGGAUUGGUCUCCUACCUCGACCAGUUCUUGGGUGCCCUGAUGAGCUCCGCUCGAGCUCUGCCGCCGCUCGACGUUGCUGUGGAGGUGGUGAUGGCGGUGGCGGCGAUCGGCUCCCUCAACACCGCCAUGGCGUCCAUCUACUUCCGUGUCUACAACGGCCGCGCCGCAGCUGCGAACAGGCGGAUGCUGGAUGGUGCGUGCUUCGCCGUGUGGGCGUCGGCCAGCGUCCUCCUCCACCUCAUCUUCUUCCUCCAGCCGGGCGCCAUGGACGGCGCUGAUCAAGAUCUGCUACCUCUCGCCGCCGCCGUCGUCCGCGCCCUCCUUCCAGCUUCUGCGGCGGUGACGUUCUUCGCCUCCAUCAUCCUCAUCUACGCGUAUCUCCGUAGCGGCGGCGCCGGCGCCGGCACCGGUACCUCCGUGAAGCUCCUCACCAAGGUGACCAACUCGGCUGCGCUUGUCACGAUUGUUCUUAGCCUCGUCGUCGCUGCCAUCGUUGUCUUCUACUCCGAGUAAAUUUGCCCAAAGCUUGUCGAACCAACCAUCGAUCCAAUCCUAUACCGCUGCAGUUCGUUCGGGUAAGCGACUUUAAUGUCUCGAGUGUGUGUUCAUGCUUUGUGGUGUAAUAAGAACAUAUUUCGCUGUCAAUCGUAUGCAUCCGAGUACUACUCUUUUACGCAUAAUCUGAUUGUGGAUUUGACGCAAAAACAUGAUCUAUUACGGGAACUCAACUCAUCCGGUUGGAGUCUUGGAGAUGGCGCGACGGUUUGGUCACUUUGGUGCAUGCAGUGCAGCAGCCGAGGUUUUGAGCGCCCGCCUGUCGAGGCGGGAUUAAGGUGGCCGUGCCAUGCCAGUGCCGGCGCCUACGGCGGCUGUCGCGGUUGGAGAGGUGGUCUAGCUCGCGGCGGCGCCCGCGAUGUCGCUCGGCGGCCGGCGGCGGCAUCCACUGGUUUCCGUCCAUGUGGGGCCUGCCGGGUGACGGCCUGAGGCUGAUUUUGGGGUUGGUUGGGCCGUACGUCGAGGCGAUGGCCUAUGUUCUUAGCCACGAAAUAGGUGGGCACGGACGCACGACGGGGGGCACGGCAGCCGGCGGCGGCGGCGGCUGCGGCGAGCUUGCCGGAAGAAGCAUCAGCUCCGUCCAGUUUCGGUGGAGGAUUAGCGGCCCACCGUCGCCGACACAUGUCCUUGUCUGGUUCGCAGCUUCUGGUGUGGAUUGUGGAGUUGUGUCGCUAGUGCUUAACCUCGAGGUCUGGUUGCUCAUUCGUCACUUUUUGUCUGGGGCUUUGACCUUUGUUAUGCCGUUGCGUUUGAAUAUUUUCAUUUUUGACGCGCACUCACGUAGAUAUAUACUGCUCGCGGCAGAAUGUUUUUGUUA